Caenorhabditis remanei is the source of this 573-nucleotide messenger RNA. RefSeq lists its product as uncharacterized. The record is from RefSeq and is a predicted model, not a curated record. The transcript is spliced from 4 exons. NCBI's taxonomy places the organism in Eukaryota, Metazoa, Nematoda, Chromadorea, Rhabditida, Rhabditidae. The coding region runs from base 1 to 573 and encodes 190 amino acids.
AUGAUAUAUCGGUUUCUCAACAUUGGGAUGAUGAGCAAGAAAAAACGAAGAGACAUUCCAUAUUACGCAGGAUAUUUGAAAAUUGUCCUUCUCGGAUCAAUGACGUUUUCUCUUGUUCUAAUGCCAAUGACUUAUUAUCUUGAUUUGAGUGUACCGUCCCAUUAUCAGCUUUAUAAGUAUAUCAUCUACGUAUUCGUCAUAUUUCUCGGAUAUUUCACAUGGAAUGUUGUGGACGCGUGCGAAUUGCAGUACAGUUGGGCGUACUCGGUACUGUUACCUUGUCUGGCAGUGUUUCAUUAUUAUCUUCCAAACUACAUGGUAGUCAACGAGUUGGUCCGUAUCUCCCAGGAAUGCAAAUAUGAUGGAGGUGAAUGUCUGAAAUCUUUUCAGAGUCCGAGGUCACUCUUGAUUCAUUUCAAACCCACAUACAUGAAAAAAGACAGAAACCCUUGGACUGUCAUUGUCAACAUGUAUCAAACUGAAGCAGACUAUCAGUUUCUAUGGAAUAUGAAACCUACUGUAGCCACUGCAGAAGAGUCGAUAAUCUCCUGUGGUGUCAAAAUGGCAAAAUAG